This is a messenger RNA of Filobasidium floriforme, 1575 nucleotides long. RefSeq lists its product as uncharacterized. The transcript is spliced from 12 exons. The record is from RefSeq and is a predicted model, not a curated record. Lineage: Eukaryota; Fungi; Basidiomycota; Tremellomycetes; Filobasidiales; Filobasidiaceae. Bases 49 to 1413 code for a protein of 454 amino acids.
GGUUACGGUGGCUAUCCGUCUCCUUCCCAAUCAUAUGGCUCUCCGCAAAUGCAAAACUCGGCAUACGGAUCGCCAUAUCCUCAAUCGGCGUACCCGCAACCUCCUUCGCAAUACGGUCAACAACAACCGUACUCUGCCCCUCCUUACCAAUCUACAUACGCGCCUCCCAGCGGCCCGCCUCCCGCUGCCAACCCUCAAUCCCGUCCUCAAAGCGGUCAAUUCGCUCCUCCUUCGGGACCUCCUCCCGGUUACCCCGGUGCUGGUGGAGCGCCUCAGCAGCAACAAUACGGUCAGCCUCCUCAACAGCAGCAGUACGGCCAGCCGCCUCAACAACAGCAGUAUGGCCAACCUCCUCAGCAACAGCAGUACGGGCAGCCUCCUCAGCAGCAACAGUAUGGACAGCCUCAACAACAGCAACAAUACGGUCAGCCGCCCCAGCAGCAGCAACAGCAGCAGUACGGCGCACCUCCUCCUUCUGCCGGAGCUGGAGGUGCGGGUAACACUGGAAACGCUGGUUUCCUGAAGACCGUCUUGGAGCAGUGUGUCACUGACCAAAAACUCCAAGGAUUUUACCCUCCCGGUUCGGGCACUUUGGACAUGAUCGCCGCCAAGGUCGCUUCCUCCGGAGCUCUUCAGAGGAUCGCUGAUCAGUGGCGUAUGCCUCAAGAGCUUGCUACCGAUUUGGUCAAGCUCAGUCUGUACGACGUUGUCCUCUACGUUGACGACUCUGGUUCCAUGGCCUUCGAGGAGAACGGAGAGCGAAUCGACGAUCUGAAAGCAUUGAUGGGCAGGGUCGCUUAUGCUACUUCGUUGUUCGACCAGGAUGGAAUUUCCGUCCGAUUCAUGAACUCUCGGAUCAACGGAGAUGGCAUCAACUCGGAGCAGUCCGCUCAGAACUUGGUUUCUCAGGUCAAAUUCUCUGGCCUCACCCCUCUUGGAACGGCGCUUGAUCAGAAGAUCAUUCAGCCUAUGAUUUUGGGACCCGCGAGGAACAACGCGCUGCAGAAGCCGGUCCUAGUUAUCUCGAUAACGGACGGCAGCCCAGCUGGGGAACCCAAGGAACAGGUCUUCAACGUAAUCAUGAGGACCAACCAAGAGUUGCAGCGCACCAGGUACGGACCUGGAGCUCUUGCUCUCCAAUUCGCCCAGGUCGGAAACGACGCGAAGGCCGAAGCCUUCUUGGACGAACUCGACAACCACCCUGUUGUCGGUCCUAUGAUCGAUCAGACCGGUAACUACGAGGCCGAGCAGGAGCAGAUGAUGCGCACCACUGGAAUCGAUGUCGAACUUUUACGUUUGCAGUUGUUGCUCGGAGCUAUUGAUUCGUCUUACGACACCAAGGGUGAGUUCCUGGCCUGUUCACAUCGAUCCCGCUUUUCUGGAGACGGUUUACUGACCUCCAACGCGACAUAGACGAGAAAUAAACAAGAUAACGCAACCGCGCUAGACAAUGUCUUUCCAAUUGCCAUUUCUUUCUUCAUCUCGUGGAGUCUAUAUUAAGUAUGCAAGUAUGUCUAUACCUGAACGUGGUGAUAUUUGUCGAAAUGAUAAUAUGAAAUGAGCGAUCGAUGUUUG